Molecule: messenger RNA, 6043 nt
Organism: Photinus pyralis (common eastern firefly)
Lineage: Eukaryota; Metazoa; Arthropoda; Insecta; Coleoptera; Lampyridae
Product: nuclear pore membrane glycoprotein 210
Exons: 22
Coding region: 137-5803 (1888 amino acids)
Cellular component (GO): nuclear pore
Source: RefSeq, a predicted model, not a curated record
UCAUUUUUCAGGUUAUGUGGUACGCGCCGACAACAUAACCUUAAUGUAUUUGAAACUUUUCUUUACUUAAUACUGCUUUGUUUAAACCGAUUUCUUGAAUGAUUUUGAUGAUCUACUAAUUUCUCAUUUUCUAAUCAUGUUAAUUAAGUUAACAAGUAUUUCAGUGUUUUGUUGUCUUCUAAAUAUAGUGUUCAGUUCCAAACUAAACGUACCGCGCGUUUUGCUACCUAUUUUUGAUGGCUUCUCUACAAAAUUUAUUCUGGAAGCAACUGAUGGAGACUGCUACAAAUGGACUACCUCACGCACCGACAUAAUAAAAUUAAUUCCGUACGAUAUGGACUUUGGAUUAGACUGCUCGUCAAAAGUAAUUGUGUUGACAAGCACUAAGGAACGGACUCGUAAUAUGGCUAUUGUAUUAGCAGAGGAUUUUUACACUAACCAAGUGUUACGUUGUGAUGUUAUUGUUGAUGUAAUCGACUCCUUAGACAUUAUUACUACGACUCGAGAAUUAUACGUUGAAGAGGCACCGGAGGCUUUCGAAGUGCGUGCUUAUGAUUCUCAGGGAAAUGAAUUUACUACGCUCGAGGGUAUUGAAUUCGAUUGGAAUAUCCUUCCGACAAGUACACUUGGCGGUCCGAGUGGCAUACGAUUUAUAACUUUCAAAGAUUCUCCUUACGAGGCUCCGGCUAGUAUUGAAAGUUUUGAAGACGAAAAUAAGAGAGGUCACACAGUUUUAUUGGCAGGGUUUAAAACCGGUUCUGCAAAAGUGAAAGUUAAUUUACCUCAUUACGAGUAUAGGAAUGUUAAGGGACAUGAAGUUCAGCUGUCUGUAAUUGCAAAUUUAAUUAUAACUCCACCGGAAGUCUAUAUGAUGGUCGGGGAUACUGUUGAAAUUAAAGUGAUACAGUUAAACAGUGGGCGAAUGGCAAAUAUUGACCUUUCGCUUUCAAAUUAUCAACUGCAGCUGGAAAAUAAAUCAGUAGCAACUAUUGAUAGUUCAUUGAUUGUCACCGGUUUACAAGUUGGGGACACCAAAAUUACAGUUUACGAUCCGAACAUUCCUGAAAAUGAGAAUGGAAAGUUACCGUCUUGCACUGUGCAUGUUGUCGAACCUGCCCAUAUGAUGCUUACAAUAUUACCAUAUAAAAACUGGGCAAUUUUGUUGACGGAACAUCACGAUAUUGUAGCCGAGGUUUAUACAAAGGACGGACAUAAGUUACACCUCGGUGACGGAGUAAAAAUUGACAUAGAAGUUGGUUCUCUAUUCUACGUACACGAACGCUCUGACAACGGCUCUUGGUUAACUGGUUGGGCAAGAGAAGUAGGAACCACACCCGUAAUCGGUGUUCUGCAUGGUGUUGUAAAUUCGAUCCUAGGAAAACUCGACUCGAGUCCUCCGAUUUCGGCUCAAGCAGAAUUAUCAAUCUAUUCUCAUAUUGCUUUGGAUCCAGAUGAAGCUAUAUUUCCAUGGGAUCCCAUUUUAAAAUCCAAGUACGAAGUACAAAUUAAAGCAAGUGGAGGAGACGGAAAUUUCUUUUGGAGUUCCAGCAAUCAGUCAAUCGGAAUUGUUACACAAACUGGUCUUGUCCGUACUCAUUAUUGUGGUCAUUUUCAAGUUAGCGCAGCUAUGCUGAAGAAUCAGGAUAAUAAGGAAUCGGCCAGAAUUCACAUUCUACCACCAACAAAGCUCAAGAUUAUUGAAUACAUCAUGGAAGCCGAAGUAAAUCAACCCAUAUUUUUACACGUCGCGCUAUUUGCGACCAAACAGGUUAAAGGAGAGGCAAAAACUUAUGACCUUCCAUUUAACAAGUGUCAAGAGUUGCCAUUUGUAGUUAAACUGGCAAAUGAGAAUUUUUUCCAUAAUUCGACAGCAGUAACCACACCGAUUGGUGUGUCCUGCACGACGAUAUGCAUAGUGGGUAGGGAUGUGGGAAUCAGUAAAGUGAGCGUUAGUUAUACCAUCGAUGGAAAUUUACUCGAGGAUACUGUCACUGUCAGCACCUUUGAACCGCUUCAAUUAAUCUCCCCUACUCAUUACGACAUUGCCUUAGCAGUAGACACAUCAAUUGAUGUGAUUUUCAGUGGUGGUCCAAAACCACUUGUUGGUCGGCCUUCAGUUUACAAGAGAACUGUGCUUAGUCAAUCAGAUGUGGUUGUUUCCGCGCAUGACAUUACGGACGAAAAUCCCUCAAAUAAAAACGACUUAAUAAAGCUUCGUGUGCAUUGUUUAAAAAAGGGAUCAAGUGGUGUAAUUUUGUCGAUUACCAAUAGUCCAAUUUUGCCUAAUUCUAACGUUCACGAAACUUCUUCCACCAUAAGUGUUUGGUGUGUUGAACCAUACUCGAUAUCUUUACAUCCUGUCUUAAAAAUGGAGGAUGCCAAAACAUGUCCUAUAGAUGUAAGCGCCAGUCGAGUCAUCGUACCAAGUUACAAAAGUAUUGAAGUUGAUGUCAGAGUUAGAGACGAAAGUGACCGUCUAUUAUUAAAUAUAUCUUCAUUGAGGUUACACUGGAUUACAGACCCCGUGGAUAUGGCUGAUCUUGGAAACCCCAAUAGUGUAUUUCAAAGAAGCGCUGUACAUAAUGGUGUGGAAUAUGCAGACGGAAAUUACCAACUGAUCACUCCAAAGACAGAUAUUGGAAUUUUAAAGCUAGGCGUGGUGUUACAAGGAUAUUUUAAAGAUAAAUUUGAGUAUGUGAACGUCGAUUGCACAUCAAGGGGAAACUCACGUUGCAUUAGAGAUGAAGUAUACUUAUAUCUAGAAAGGAAUGCAGUUGCAAUUCCUGACGUUAUAUCGAUUUAUAACCAUCCUAACAAUAAGAGACGCGUUAAAAUUGUUCACGGUUCCGGAUAUUACGAUAUUUCGUUGAGUCACUAUGAUGUAGUUCGAGUGAAGUACUUAAAAGGAAGCCGCGAACUAGAAAUAAUUCCAAUAACUAUGGGAGAGGUGGAAAUUGUGGUGACCGACUUAUGCUUACCAUCACCUCCUGUCACUAUUACCGCUACAGUUGUGUCAAUGAGCAGUAUUAAAGUUCAAAUGCUCGAUAAAGUCGAAAUUGGAAAAUCUAUCACUGCCAUUGUUACGGUGUACGAUUCGUACGAUAACAUUCUGGUUGUACCCGAAUUAGAUCUGUCAAGGAUCACUGCAGAUCUCGGCAUAAAAAUUGCCAAAUUGGAUCGGGUUGAAGACAAAGGGCUUGAUGGUGCAUCCGAAGAGGAAAUUUUAUAUACUGUCACAGGUACUGAAUUGGGUAAUACAAAGAUUACGUUUGCAAUUGGUGACAUCGUCAGCCCAAUGAUCGAUCUACAAGUGUUCCCUCCUUUAAAAAUUAUACCUCGAAAUGCCACUUUGCUGAUUGGAUCAGUGUUUCAGUACAGUUGCCGAGGAGGACCACAACCAGAAAACAUAGUAUACAAUAUUAUGAAUAAAUCAAUUGCAGAUAUAAGCAAUACAGGCAUCGUUCAUGCAUUGGACUUGGGUUACACAAAAAUCGAAGCUCUGUCAGUUGGUAUUAAUCCUUAUACGGGAGAUGAAAUUGUAUAUUCCCAGGAUACAGUCGACUUGCACGUUAUCAACAUGAAAGGUGUCAAAAUCAAAUCACCUUUAACAAGAUUUCAAGUUGGCUCCACCAUACCUUUGUGGCCGUAUGGGAUACCCGAAGAAUUGACACCGAUGGUCUUGGGUGGCGCCGAAAAACCAUUUAAAUAUCAUUGGAAAGUGGAUGAUCCGCAUAUUCUUAAACUUGUGACCCCAUUUAAUCAAUAUGGAAUCCACUAUGGACUAGAAGACGAAGUAGUCAUGCGUGUAGUCGGUCUCGCCCCAGGCCGAACCACGGUACACCUCGAUGUCAUUGUACCCGGAUAUGUUAGCUCCAAAAGAAAUAAUUACCAUAAAAUAUUUUCGGAUAGUCUGGAUAUCGAAGUUUUUGAAAGUUUCGCACUGAAACAUCCUGCUAGCACUAAUGGCAAGUUAAUUUUAUUAUCCACACAUUCGAGUAUACAGUUGGAAACCAAUAUGGACGGAUUGUUGAAGCUUCGAUACGAGAUACCUAGUGUUAGUGAACCAGUUGCAGCUUCGGGAUCCUCGAAUAAAAAAUCAUUGAGCAUCCCCCAUCCGUUAGUCACUGUGUCGAAUACUGGUUUGGUACAGUCUUACGACAAAUUUGGUAUUGCAUCCAUCAUCAUCUCUGCCAUGGAUCAAUUUGGUCUUAAACAAACUAUUAACGUGGCUGUCGAGGUAAAACCUGUUCAUUUUAUGCUGUUAGAUGUGACUACAAAUUGGCGAGUGAAGACCGUUGCGCCCAUUCCCAUUAUACCUCUAGGGACCGACUUUGAACUACACGGCCACUUUUACGAUAACGCUGGUGUUAAAUUUUCCGCUACGAAUUUAAAAUUAGGUGUUCGCAGUACUCGGAGUGAUUUGAUUGGCAUACGUGCAGGUGGUGAUAACUCGUCCGUAAUUAUAUCAACAAAGAAGAGCGGUGAUAGCAUUUUAAGGGGUUUUACUACUGGGUUUUAUAAAAAUGUAGAUUACAUCAAGCUUCAUGUCGGUGAAACUUUCAGUCACGUUAUUGACAGUUUAACAACUGGGGACAUUAUAUGUCUUUGGACGCCGUUAGUAACUUCAAAUAAGGACGCUGGUAGAUGGAGCGCAAGUGAUGACUCGCUAAUUAACAUAAAUCCUGAAGCUGGAAUUGGAACGGUCGUUGGGUUUCACAAUGGAUAUGCGACUUUAACUCACUCGCUGCACCCGACUGCUAUCUGGCAUUUAUCUCUCUUUCCAGCCACAGAAAUCACUAUGCUUCCUACAUCUUACACCAUCUUAACGAAUGCUCCCAACACAACCACUAGAAUUCCGUUGAUUAUUAGUUCAAAUGAAAUCUCCUCAAAGAGUAGUAACUUUGUGAAUGGGAAACAUUGUCGAGAUUUACUUGAAACAGACUUGGAAUAUCCAUUCACGUGUUAUUUGGAACACAACUCUGAUGUGGAAAAUAUUGAUGUUCCAUCUGUAUUCAAUAUACGAAGUGGCUUUGAUGUCAGUACAGGUCAAUACACAUGUGACCUGAUCCCAAAUGAUGAUUAUAGCGCAAAAACUCACUACCUGGUAGGAAAUGUUACCAUAUGGGCAGAAUUAACUUACACCGAUAUCAGAGCAGCUCCAGUUGUUCUGCCUUUCGUUCCCGCAAUAUCCGUUACAUCUAAUUUACAUCUAGAUACAUCAGAUGGUAUACUUGUUGUUAACGGAGCAGAUACUGUUUUAGAUCAAGUGCAGGUUGAACCGGUAGAUGGCACACUUUUACAUGUGGGAAGACCAGAAAGGCCAAAAAGUCAUACCUUAGUUCAUAGGAUUACUCCACUCGAUCACCACUGGACGUUGGAUGAAUUAAGAGACGUGAUGACUGUGAUAGUUAGAUCGCCAUUAACAAACCAGAAAAUAAAGGUUCAAAUUUUGGCAGACAGGAGGGAAUUCUCAAUCACAUCUAUAAAUGCAUACUACCAAUCUCCCAUACUAAAUUUAUUGUACUCGUACGGACCCAUGGGUGUUGUCACGCUUGCAGUUUUAUUUAUAACGUUAAAGGCGUUCCAUUAUUUCACACAACCAACAGUUCACAUGAAUUCUUCUGCACUAAACAGGCCAUCCUUAAAUUAUUCUGGAAGUGACGGACUACGACCGAUUUAUAGAUCUCCUAGCACCACCAUAAACAGUGAUCGAUCUCGUUCCUUCGACAGCCCUAUUUACGGUGAUCCAAAUAUGUCGUACAGUUCAAGCCCUGAUAUACGUAGAAGUAGAAAAUUCACAUAGGAUAAGAUGACUUGUAAAUUAAGUUAUUUUUUGUAAAGUUUGUUUUUUUAAAAGUGUGUGACAGAUGUCUUUAUUUUUGCAACUUUGUGUUAGUAAAUUAUUACCAUAUACGUGCCAGUAAAUGAAUGAAUCUGUAUCCGUGUGUGACUUUAAGGUACAAAGCUGCAUUUUUUACUUAGUAGGUAUUAGAUAUUAAUGCUCAAGAUGCACUUGCGCUCGUAGUUACCUCAAUAAAGGUUG